AUGUCAGGACAGGUCGAUCCACUGCAGCCCCCGAGAAAACCUCUGUCCCUGGCCUUAUGGAACUUCACUUCACAAUGGUUCCUGAUACCGCAAGGCACAGGAAUCAUCAGCGUCAUUCUCGCUAGGCUAGACUACCAAUUUAACGGUCUUCAGAUACUGGCCAAGAUUGUGUGGAUAUAUACUAUCGUCCUCUUCGGCUUGUGUCUGGCAUCAUAUCUCCUUCGCGCAUUGAGCUAUCCAAAGCAUGUCCGCCAUGAACUGCGCACCAACCUCGUCGAGACGUCCUGUCUUUCGUGUAUUCCCAUCGUCUAUACCUCCAUCCUUCAGUUGGCCGUGAUCCAGUACGGUGACCGCGCCGGUCUAGCCAUCUAUAUCCUCUGGUGGACCGACACCGCGCUGUCGACUGUCGCGGCUAUCGGAAUCACAUAUGUCCAAUUCAAGAUCCAAGCGCCAGGUGUCCAGCGUCUCCCUCCAGCUGUGCUCCUACCUUUCAUUGCUAUCAAUACCUCUGCCGCCAGUGGGGGACUGAUUUGCCUUCAAAGUCACGUCAGUCCACGCCUCCAGAUUCCCGCCAUCAUCGUCGGAUACCUCGAACUCGGCGCCGGACUCUCGCUCGCCGGAGCAUUUACCGUCCUAGUCAUGUUCCAGCACUUCAAUCAGGUUCACUCACCAGCAGAAAAAGUCUUUCAAGACAUGAUCAUCUGUGGGCCAUUCGGACAAGGCUCAUUUGCUCUCCAGAUACUGGGCGAGGCUGUACAGGAAAGCUUUGGGGCGUACCACCGUGGUGUGUUCUUGACCGCAAAAGCAGCUGAUAUUAUCGGGCUGACAAGCCAAUUCAUGGGGCUUUUAACUUGGGGCUAUGGCGUAUUCUGGUGGUGCUUCGCCAUUCUUAGCAUUGGCCAUACUAUCGGUGCCCAGCCGCGUGGGGGGCGGAAACCCCCGUUCACUUUGGCGGCGUGGUCGAUCAUAUUUCCCUGGGGCGUGUUCACAAAUUCGGCCGUUGAACUUGGGAAAAUCAUGGACUCCCCCGCUUUUGCUGCUGUUUCCACCGGUCUUCUGCUUAUUGUGCUUGUGAUGUGGAUUGUCAACCAGCUCUUGACUAUUCGGGGGAUUACCGCCGGUCGCAUUUUUGGUCUCGAGCAUGGGUGGAGGGGAAAGGGUCCUGACGCGUUAAGGGGGGCCAAAGCUGCCUGA
This is a messenger RNA of Penicillium pulvis, 1194 nucleotides long. Its product is annotated as putative malic acid transport protein. Gene Ontology annotation, molecular function: sulfite transmembrane transporter activity. The coding region runs from base 1 to 1194 and encodes 397 amino acids. Lineage: Eukaryota; Fungi; Ascomycota; Eurotiomycetes; Eurotiales; Aspergillaceae. The record is from RefSeq and is a predicted model, not a curated record. The transcript is spliced from 2 exons. Gene Ontology annotation, biological process: sulfite transmembrane transport; transmembrane transport. Gene Ontology annotation, cellular component: plasma membrane.